CAUCUUCCUAUCUGUCUUUCUCUCCUACCCUUUCUUCUUCAACAAUCAAAGCAAACCACCACAGAAAAGAAAAAAAAAACAGCUUCGUGAUCGUAAUCAUCCUCCGAAAAAUCUACAAUGGGGAUCGUCGUCAAGUCAUUCAAAGAUCAAUUCUCCGCUGAUGAGAGAUUGAAAGAGUCGAGCAACAUCAUUUCCAAAUAUCCAGAUAGAGUUCCGGUAAUUAUUGAGAAAUAUUCAAAUGCAGACCUCCCUGACAUGGAGAAGAGCAAGUUCUUGGUCCCACGAGACAUGACUGUUGGACAUUUCAUUCACAUGCUAAGCACUAGGCUAGAGUUAGAUCCAUCUAAAGCUCUGUUUGUUUUUGUACAGAACACACUUCCUCAAACAGCUGCUCGCAUGGACUCCUUGUACAAUACUUUCAAGGAAGAAGAUGGUUUCUUGUACAUGACUUACAGCACCGAGAAGACAUUCGGCUAACCCAACAAAAAAACAAAAAAAGAUUCGUUGCUUUAAUAUUUGAAAAGCUCGUUUUCUGAAUAAUCCGUUUGUUUCAUUCAUAUUUGUGUGAAUAAAUGAAUGUCAGCUCUUGUUGUUGCUGUUGUUAAUUAGCUGACCUUUGUACAGAAAAGCUAAAAAAAAAUUUGACUUUGUAAAUCGUAUUCAAUAAUAAAACUAUGUGAUGAUAUGAUUCACACGAAACUC
This is a messenger RNA of Raphanus sativus (radish), 702 nucleotides long. RefSeq names its product autophagy-related protein 8h. The transcript is spliced from 5 exons. The record is from RefSeq and is a predicted model, not a curated record. Gene Ontology annotation, biological process: cellular response to nitrogen starvation. The coding region runs from base 118 to 477 and encodes 119 amino acids. Lineage: Eukaryota; Viridiplantae; Streptophyta; Magnoliopsida; Brassicales; Brassicaceae.